Epithele typhae is the source of this 2184-nucleotide messenger RNA. Its product is annotated as polysaccharide lyase family 8 protein. The record is from RefSeq and is a predicted model, not a curated record. NCBI's taxonomy places the organism in Eukaryota, Fungi, Basidiomycota, Agaricomycetes, Polyporales, Epitheliaceae. Gene Ontology annotation, molecular function: lyase activity; carbohydrate binding. Gene Ontology annotation, biological process: carbohydrate metabolic process. The coding region runs from base 1 to 2184 and encodes 727 amino acids. Gene Ontology annotation, cellular component: extracellular region. The transcript is spliced from 9 exons.
AUGCCGAAUUUAGUACGAUGCGCUCGCGUUACCUUGCGCUCGCGGCUCGACACACUCGGUGACGACGGUAAAUGGCCGGAUUCCGAGGUCGACUACACCACCGGCUGCGACGGACGCCGCGCGAACUGGCCCGCGGAGGACCACUGGGUCCGCAUCCGAACCCUCGCGGCCGCAUGGCAGGGCGGUGUACCCGGUGCGGAUGCGUACGUGAACAGCAGCAACGUGCUCUCCGCCGCGUCACGCGCGAUGGACUUCUGGUUCGCGAACGACAUGCCCAACCUCGACUGCCUCUACAAUGGAGGGAAAAAGAAGUGUCCGUGCGGCACCCCCGGCUUCUGGAACGGCAACUGGUUCCCCAACGUGAUCGGGGUGCCUUUGCUUGUUGGGGACACGUGCCUUAUGUUGGGAAACGACACCCUCUCGGACACGCAGCGCGCGAACUGCACGAACACCCUCAUGCGCAGCUUCGGCACAUUUGCCUCCGGCAGGAGCUUCGUCGCGGGCGCGAACAUCCUCGACAUCGCCAAGUGCGGGCUCGCCGCGGGGCUGCUCGCGGAGAACACGACCGGGGUGCAAGACACGUUUGGUCACAUCCACACCGAGGUCGUCGUCCACAACGAGGCGGUGGCCGAUGGGAUCCGUGCCGAUGGUAGCUUUGGACAGCACGACGGCAUCAUCUACAACGGCAACUACGGCAAGGACUACUCUGAGGACGUCAUCGCGCUCGAGAUCACCGCCGGUGGGACCGACUUCGCGGCGAGCGGCGAGAGCAGGAGCGCGUUCGAGACGCUUGUAGAAGGCAAUCUGUGGAUGAUCUACAAGAACAUCAACACCGACACUCUGCACUGGGACUUUAGCGUUACGGGUCGCAUGAUCUCUUUCGCUGUUUCCGAUGGGGAGACGACUGCGAGCAUCUCGAUAAACACUACCCUCCUUGGAGAGCUCGGUCAGCUCUGGGGCUCAGAUGUCAUCAGUUCCGCGGCAACCCAGCUCACCUCGAGUGCGAAAGACGCAAAUGUUGGAUCAUUGAAAGGGAACCGCAUGUUCUAUAACAACGACUACAUGGUGCAGCGUGGUUCUGGCUACGUUUCAACGCUGCGCAUGUACUCCUCGCGGACAUUGAACACGGAAUGCACCAACGACCAAAACCCCUUCGGCUUCCAUUUGUCUGACGGUACCCUGUACACCUACCUCGAUGGAGGCGAGUACGAGGACAUUGCUGGCAUGUGGGAUUGGAACCUGGUUCCCGGGAUCACGACCGACUACAACAACACCUUCCUCAACUGCAGCCAGGUUAAAUUUGCCGGCAAGGAGGCCUUCGUCGGUGGCGCCUCGGAUGGCACGAUUGGGGCCGCCGCGAUGCGCUACACGAACCCGUACACCGGCGCGCUCUCCUUCCAGAAGGCGUGGUUCUUCCUCGACGACGACGUCCAACACGUCAUGGUCUCGAACCUCUCCUCCGCGUCCGGCGCACCCGUCUUCUCCGUCCUCGACCAGAAGCGCCACUCCGGCAGCGUCGUCCUCAACGACCAGACGCUCUCCGCCGGCGGCAACUUCACCAACGCCCGCACGCUCUGGCACGACAACGUCGGGUACUCCUUCCCGAACGGGACGAACGUCUCCGUCGACUGGGGCACCCGCGCCGGCGACUGGGGCCGCCUCGGCAUCUCCGCCGCCGGCGUGCAGUCCGCGGACCUCUUCUCCGCGUGGGUCGCGCACGGCGCAGGCGCGGACGCCGCCGCGGCGCACACCGCGUACACCGUCUUCCCCGCGACGGACAAGGGCGCGUUCCGGGGGAAGGCGAAGAGGGUCGAGAAGGCGCUCACGACGGUGCGCAACGACGCGGGCGUGAGCGCCGCGUUCGACGCCACGCACCGGGUCGCGAUGGCCGUCUUCUGGGACGCCGCGGGCGGGAACGCCACGUUCGCGCUCGCCGGGUGCGGGGAGGUGACGGUGACGGCGUCGGCGGGCGCGGUCGUGGUCUACCGGGUCGACAAGGGCCUGCUCACGGUCGCGGACCCCACGCAGACGCUGUCCAGCGUGGACGUGACGCUCGAGGCGGCCGGGGCGAACAAGCUGCCCGCUGGGUUCAACGGCAAAACGAAGGUGACGGUGAGCGUGUCGCUGCCGUCUGGCGGGGUGGCGGGACGGAGCGUUACGACCUCUCUGGGCUCGAUGAAUUGA